Eimeria maxima is the source of this 1884-nucleotide messenger RNA. RefSeq lists its product as hypothetical. Gene Ontology annotation, molecular function: transcription coregulator activity. Gene Ontology annotation, biological process: regulation of transcription by RNA polymerase II. The transcript is spliced from 3 exons. NCBI's taxonomy places the organism in Eukaryota, Apicomplexa, Conoidasida, Eucoccidiorida, Eimeriidae. Gene Ontology annotation, cellular component: nucleus; SWI/SNF complex. Bases 1 to 1884 code for a protein of 627 amino acids. The record is from RefSeq and is a predicted model, not a curated record.
AUGACUGACAAGCUGCUGGGGGCAGUAGAGGAGGCAAACAUUCAGUCCCUUGUUGAGUGUCUAUACCGCCGUUUGCUGCUGCGUGCUGCUGCAGUGCGCAGCAGCGCAGCAACAAGCUGCAGUGUCUGUUCCCUAGCAAUCCCUGAGCUGCAGCAGCAGCAGCAGGAAGAGGGAGAGCAGCAGCAGCAGAAAUGUGAUGGUCCCUUUGGUCCUUUUCUUAAGACAAGAGACACUCUAUGGCUGGACUUAGCCCCUUCUGCUGCUUCGUUUUUGAGCAGCAGCAGCUGCAGCAGCAGCUGCAGCAGCAACAUAAGCAGCAGUACUGCUGCCUCCUUACGGUUGCUGCUGCUGCGCCUCACCUUCUCUAAGAUGCUCGAGCAAGAAGAGCUGCAGCACUUUAGGCCUUGGUACCAGCGCCUGGUUGCUGCAGCAAAGGCGGAUGCAUGGAGACAGGUGCAGCAGAAGCAGCAGCAGCAGCAAAAGAAGCAGGAGGCACUGCAGCGGCUAAAGGAGGAGAAGGAGGAGCAACAGAGAAGGAGACAGUUGCUGCUCAUGCCACCAAACCCUCCCCCACACAGACAUACACAUGAACACAGGCAGCAGCAACUGCAGCAGAGGCAGCAGCAGCAGCAGCUGCUGCGUCGUCAGAGGGGGGGACCAAGAAGAAACAGCAAAGAGGCAUUUGCUGCUGAUGCGUCUCCUGCUGCAUGCUGGAAGGACUCUCUCUCCCUCGAGUCGUCAUCGGGGUCUGUAUCCCCUAGAAGCGUGAAUGAUUCAGCAGGAGAGGAAUUCGAUAGACUGAUGCAGCAGGAGCAGCAAGAGCAGAAGCAGGAUGCGGAGGCAGCAGCAGCUGCAGCAGCAAAAGAAGCAGCAGGAGAAGCAGCAGAUGCAGCAGCAGAUGCAGCAGCUGCUCCUAAGGACAACACUGAGGGAGCAGAUGGAUCUUCUGCUUCGAAGGAUGCAACAGCAGCGCCCGCUGCAGCCGGCGCAUCUUCUUCUUCUGCUGCUGCUGCUGACUCGGGUGCAGCAGCAGCACGCAGAGGAGACACAAAAGCAAAAAAGAGCAGCAGGAGCAACGGCAUGUUUUCCUGCUGCGCCUACCGCAGCCCUGCUGCUGCAGCACGAAGGGUCCCCAAGUCCUUUAAGAGCAGCGCAUGCGUUAGCUACAGACAGCUGCUGCCUCUAAGACUUGCUGCUGCUGCUGCUGCUAAUCCUAUUGGUGGUGGUGGUGGUGGUGCUGCUGCUGCUGCUGCACCCACUGGCGGUGAGGAUGCUCAGCAGCAGCAACAGCAGCAACAGACUGAACAGGAACAAGGUAAAACCCCACGAACAAUGGUAGACGGUAGCCAGGAGCAGCAGCAGGAAGAGCAGCAGCAGCAGCAGCAGCAACAGGACGAAGUGCCGAAGACACCACGCGACAUUGCUGCUGCAAUUGCAUGCUGCGAAGAAGCAGCAGCAGCAGCAGGAGCCGAAGACGUUGGAGAGGACGCGUCCCCAUUAGCAGCAGGAGAAACAGCAGCAGAAGCAGCAGAAGCAGCAGCAGGAGCAGCAGGAGAUGCAAGUUCAGCAGCAGCAGCAGCACUUGCUGAGCGCAUGCAAGCAGCAAUAAAAGAGCAAUGGGAUGGCAAGAAGGGACACUUCUCUAUUUCCUUAACAACCCCACUAGGUAACACAACCCCUACUAUUCAGCUGCUGCAGCCAGAGCAGCUGCUGCUGCUGCAGCAACAGCAGCAGCAACUCAGGCAACCAGCCACAGGAUUCAAAACCAUCGCGGUAAGGAAGAGUAACAAACUCCCUUAUCUUUUUGCAGCAGCAGCAGCAGCAAAAGCAGCAGCAACAACAACAGCAGCAACAGCAGCAGCACGAAACGCAGCAGCAAUAUAA